Talpa occidentalis (Iberian mole) is the source of this 2976-nucleotide messenger RNA. RefSeq names its product sphingomyelin phosphodiesterase acid like 3A (gene SMPDL3A). Gene Ontology annotation, molecular function: sphingomyelin phosphodiesterase activity. The record is from RefSeq and is a predicted model, not a curated record. The coding region runs from base 1 to 1359 and encodes 452 amino acids. Lineage: Eukaryota; Metazoa; Chordata; Mammalia; Eulipotyphla; Talpidae. Gene Ontology annotation, biological process: sphingomyelin catabolic process. The transcript is spliced from 8 exons.
AUGGCGCGGCUGAGCGCGCUCCUCUGCUGCCUGCUGGUCAGUUGGCGCGGCCGCCCCGGCCUCGGGCUGCCCCUGGCGCCCGCGAGCUUCCAGCCUCCGGCUCCGGCGCUGGGACAGUUUUGGCACGUGACUGACUUACAUUUAGAUCCUACUUACCACCUCACAGAUGACCACAAAAAAGUGUGUGCUUCUUCCAAAGGAGAAAAAGCCUCUGAUCCUGGCCCUUUUGGAGAUGUUCUCUGUGAUUCUCCAUAUCAACUUAUUUUGUCAGCAUUUGAUUUUAUUAAAAAUUCAGGACAAGACGCAUCUUUUAUGAUAUGGACAGGGGAUAGCCCACCUCAUGUUCCAGUGUACGAACUCUCCACAGACACAGUAAUAAAUGUGAUUGCUAAUAUGACAAUCACUGUCCAAAGUCUCUUUCCAAAGCUCCAGGUUUUCCCUGCACUGGGUAAUCAUGACUACUGGCCACAGGAUCAACUGCCUGCAGCCAGCAGCAAAGUAUAUGAUGCAGUAGCAAACCUCUGGAAACCAUGGCUGGAUGAAGAAGCUGUUGCUACUUUAAGGAAAGGUGGCUUUUAUUCACAGAAAGUGAAUCCUAAUCUGAACCUUAGGAUCAUCAGUCUAAACACAAACUUGUACUACGGCCCAAAUAUCGUGACCCUGAAUAAGACUGAUCCAGCAAAUCAGUUUGAAUGGCUAGAAAAUACAUUGAACAUCUCCCAGCAAAAUAAGGAGAAGGUGUACAUCAUAGCACAUGUGCCUGUAGGGUACCUGCCCUUUACAAGGGACACCACAGCAAUGAGAGAAUAUUAUAAUGAGAAAUUGAUAGAUAUUUUCAGAAAAUACAGUGAUGUCAUUGAAGGACAAUUUUAUGGACAUACUCACAGAGAUAGCAUUAUGGUUCUUUCAGAUAAAAAAGGCAGUCCAGUAAGUUCUUUGUUUGUGGCUCCUGCUGUGACUCCAGUGAAGAGUGUUUUACAAAAAGAGACUAACAACCCUGGUGUCAGACUAUUUCAGUAUAAUCCUCGUGAUUAUAAAUUAUUGGAUAUAUUGCAGUAUUAUUUGAACCUAACAGAUGCUAACCUAAAGGGAAAUGCCAACUGGAAGCUGGAAUAUAUCCUGACCCAGAGCUAUGACAUUAAAGAUUUGCAGCCAAAAAAUGUGUAUGGAUUAGUUAAACAAUUUGCAGCCUUAGACAGUAAGCAGUUUAUAAAGUAUUAUAAUUACUACUUGGUGAGUUAUAAUAGCACUAUAAUUUGCGAUGAGAUAUGUAAAGCCAAUCAAAUUUGUGCAAUUAUGAAUCUUGAUCAUAUUUCUUAUGUAGAUUGCCUCAAAGAAUAUAUAAAGCAUAAUCCAUAAUGUUUCACAGUUUGUGUAUAAAAAAUAUAGCAUUGCUUUUCUCUGUUUCUGAGAUCAGUUUGUGGGAACUGUUAUUUAAAUCCUUGUGAAUUACUGAGUGGGUAGGCAGAAUUCUUUCUCUUUUCUUUUUUAUGAUGCCCAUAUAUUGAUAUUUUUAGCAUUCUAAAUUUUUAUUAUGUUGAAUAUGUUUAAAUCACCCAUUACUAAAGGAAUGUUUGGAUGUAAAUAUCCUGUCUUCCAAUUUAUAUAAUUAUAUCUAAUUUAUACUCUUGUUGAAAUUGUCACUUAUACAAUAAAGCAAAUGACUUCUUCCUAACUAUGAUGAAUUAUUCUUAACAGGAUAAGUUUCUCUCUUUUAAUUCUCUCAUGUUAAAAGAUCACGUGAGCUGAAUUCUGAAGUAGUUAAAUGUCACUUGUUAACUAAAGUUAGCAUUGUUUGCAUGUACUCUCUACUCCUGGGAGGAUACCAGGUAUCUUUAGGACCCUGUUUGAGUCUAUAAAGCUUCAUGGGGCACGUAUUUUCAGUCUUCACUCUGGGAGUGAAGUGGAGUUGUUUUUAGUACAGUUAACUUUUAAGGAAUAGAAUUUCACAGGUUGUACUUAUUGUAAUUGUGCUCCUAGCACAAGACCUAGGUCCUAGUGUAGCGUCUAACAGUAAAUAACCGUUGAAGUGAAUUGUAAGGUAUGUUUUGCAAAGAAAUACGCUAGGACUGCUGUCACAGUAUUUUCUUUGUCACCAUAUCUCAAGAGAAGAUGAAAAUGAGUUUUUAAUUUAUGGCAUUUUUUUUAAAGCCUCCCCUGUGGCUACUUGCUUACCUCAAGCUUUUGUUUCUAGACUAUGUGGGAUAUUAUGAGUAGAAAAGAUGAGGAUGAUGAUGAAAGAUUUAGGGGAAGAAAAUUUGUAUGCCCAAAACUUUAACUUGCUGGAAAAGACAUACAAUCAGCAACCUUAGUCAACCAACCAGGAGAGUAGGACUCAUCACCCUUGCAACUGGUUUGACUUCACAUAAAAGAUGACUAGUAGAUGUUAGAUUUCAUCAUGAUGAAACCCAGUUCUCAUUUCCAGAAGGCUGAGAAAAAGAGUGUUACUAUUGUAAGAAAUUAUCAGUAUUCCUUAAGUAAACUUUUUUUAUUUUUUAGGUUUAAAUGUAAAUUAAUAUUUUUAGAAAUAAGAAUGCUGAAACAAAGCAAAAAUUCAUUAUCAUGAAAAUUAACAUCCUAUAGAAAUUAUCCUGCCUGUAGUUAUGUUCCAAGUUGGAAUUAUCAGGUCACUACAUUGGAUAUUUAUAUAUACUUAUGGAUAGAAAUCAUAAGAAAAUAGGCUUGUACCACAUAAAAUAAUUUUUAAUGUGAAAAUCAAAGAUUUCAUGAGCUGACUCAGUGAGUCCUAGUAUUGGAAAUGAACAUGCUUGGGCUUGUAGAGUUAUCGUGGAGAAAAUCCCUAUGUCUGUUGGGAAUUUGGGGCAGAGAUGAUUUAGGGUACUUCCCAUAUAAUUCUGACGUUUAAAAUUGUAAUGUUAUCUUCUUGUAUUCAGUUUGCUUUCACCUUCAAAUAGUAAUAUAUGAGCUUUAAUUUCAGAUGACAUUAGAAGUUAUCAAUAGUUAAAUGAAUUUUUC